Colletotrichum spaethianum is the source of this 1185-nucleotide messenger RNA. RefSeq lists its product as uncharacterized. The coding region runs from base 1 to 1185 and encodes 394 amino acids. The record is from RefSeq and is a predicted model, not a curated record. The transcript has 2 exons. Lineage: Eukaryota; Fungi; Ascomycota; Sordariomycetes; Glomerellales; Glomerellaceae.
AUGUGUUCAACUACCGCCCCCAAGAGCCUCUUCGGUGGCCCGACAUUUUCCUUUGAGUCUUUACCUUACCGUCCUGUUGAUCAGACUGUUAUUGACAACAAGAUGUCUACCUGCACUAUGGUGGUGACGGAGGAGGUGACGGAGCUCAUCUCUUCGCCGACCGUCUACCUCGACAAUAACGGCGACCUGCGACUCUGUGUCGGCGCCGAUGUCGACGAGCGCCCACAAGACUUUGUUGUCUGCUCACGGGCACUCGGACGGAGCUCCCCGGUUCUGAAGGCAAUGUUGUUUGGUGGAUUCGCGGAGUCUCGCCCGGAGGAGAAUGGCGUAGAAUGGAGCGUCGACUUGCCCGAAGACUCGACAGAGGCAAUGGAAAUUCUGCUAAACAUUGUUCACGGCCACUUCCACCUCGUCCCCGAAAAGCUUCCCUUGAUGCGACUUUACAACAUUCUAACCAUCACGGAAAAGUAUGACAUGACAGUCAUCAUUCGACCAUGGGCCCGCUCAUGGAUGCAGGCUGUGAGGCACCAAACCGACGACGCGCAUCUGCUCUGCGUCGCAUGGGAACUGGGCGACUCUGAGGUUUUCGAGAAGAUGUUCAAGAAGAUAACAUACGAGUCGAUGAUCGACUUACAAGGACGAUUAGUGUUCGGACACUCGGCACGAAGCUGGAAGUCAGGCCCAGAGGGAUACAACUAUCCCGUUAACAAAAUCGUCUACUUGCGGCCUCCAGGAGCAUUCGAAACCAUCGCCAAGCACCGACAGGCACUGAUUUCUGCAAACUUGGACCACUUUGUCAUACUAUACAGAUGCCUCAAAGAGGGAUGCCGAUACAUGAAAGGAUACUAUCACAGCUCACCAGACGCCGAGGAGUGCAACAGCAUGCUACUCGGGUCUUUGGUGAGGUGUCUUGGAAAGGGCAAGGUAGACAUCACCUUGCCCAACCCGUGCGAGUCAUACAGAGGCAAUAUCGAAUCUUUGGAAAAGGCGACCAGUGCCGUCAAGCUAUUGACUGUUCACCGCCCAUCGCCCGCAAACCAGUGCUUGAAACGGAUAGAGGAGGAGUUGGCCAAGGGUACAUUGGCAGCAGCAGAAACCAAAAAGGAGUUGGCCGCCGUUCAGCCUGAGUAUGGACAGUAUCUUGAAAAGCAAUCUCAAAGGACCGGUGUUGUCAUUACUGCUUAG